Molecule: messenger RNA, 585 nt
Organism: Talaromyces rugulosus
Lineage: Eukaryota; Fungi; Ascomycota; Eurotiomycetes; Eurotiales; Trichocomaceae
Exons: 2
Coding region: 1-585 (194 amino acids)
Source: RefSeq, a predicted model, not a curated record
AUGGCUACAACCGGUCCUCCUGCCCCAAACACUCCUGGGGUUACAUACCUCAAUGUCCCCGCCAUCAGAGCUGAGCUUGAUGGAAUCAAGAAGGGCACUUCAGAAGGGCAUGUUGCUGGCGUCUGGAACGCCAUUCUGUCCUGGAUGUUCCCCGUGACUGACGGAUAUGUUACUCGGCCCCAAGACAUCCAUCGAUAUUUUGGGGGUGCCAAGGGGUUUUCGGACCUCCAUACUUUCCAGUACGACGCCGCUGGUCGGCGUCGUUUCUUUCUUAUUGUACAAUGCAAGCCAUACUCAUCCGAAGGCAGCACAGCCGACUGGCAAGAGGCGGCCAACCAGCUGAGGGAUUACCUCAGCGCGAUACACAAGACACGCCCCGCCGGACGGAGGACUCGUGUCUACGGAAUCGCCGCCUUAGGAAGGCGGGUCCGUUUUUUCGAGUACAAUGAUUUGACCCGAAACGCCAAUGGAUGGAGACCGAGCGGAACCUGGGCAGUGACACACAACGGGAGGGAGUUUUAUGACAUGAGACGGGAGGCCACAGAGGUUCAGAGUGCCCUAGAUUUUAUUCUUAACAAUCAUUGA